AUGGACAUGGAGAGGUACCUAUGGGAGAGCACUGCGGGACCCAACAUCACAAACUGCACAGAUUCACCAACCAGCAGCCUCCAGGCAGUCCACUUCACAGACGGGAUGGCAGUGGUGGUGGUGGUUCUCGGGCUCCUCACGCUCCUCACCGCGUUCGUCAACGGUGCCGUCAUCAUCGCUAUCUGCACCACCAAGAAGCUCCACCUGCCCGCCAACUACCUCAUCUGCUCCCUGGCCGUCACUGACUUCCUGGUGGCGGUUCUCGUGAUGCCCAUCAGCAUCCUCUACAUCUCGUUGGAGUCGUGGUCCCUUGGUCAGGUGGUAUGUGAGUUGUGGUUGAGCGUCGACAUGACCUGCUGCACCUGUUCUAUCUUGCACCUGUGUGUCAUCGCCCUGGACCGGUACUGGGCCAUCACCAAAGCUAUCGAGUAUGCCCGAAAGAGGUCGCCCCGUCGUGCUGCCAUCAUGGUUGGAAUAGUGUGGGUCAUCUCAAUUUUUAUAUCCAUGCCACCCUUAUUCUGGAGACAAAGGCCUAGCAGCAACAGCAGCAACCAGCAAUGCAUCAUAGAGCAUGACCACCUGGGCUACACUAUCUAUUCAACUAUGGGGGCAUUUUACAUCCCAAUGAUCAUCAUCCUCAUCUUAUACUACAGGAUUUACAAUGCUGCCAAGACUCUUUAUCAAAAACGUGGCUCAUCGCGACACCUCAGCAGUCGCAGCAUGGGGAGUCAGAACUCUGUAGACCAUUGCCGGGUGUCCCACACAUUUUGCGUUUCAGACUUGUCCAACUCAGACCUAACUACCGACAAACUCAAUGCCACCAUCCGCAUGCCGUCCUUCGAGACAGACCUGGACGGGCAAGAUGAGAAGAACCAGAUAUGUACCUCACGCGAGAGGAAAGCAGCGCGAAUCCUCGGCCUCAUCCUCGGGGCCUUCAUCGUCUGCUGGCUGCCUUUCUUUUUAAAGGAAGUCCUGGUGGGUCUGCAGGUUUUACAGCCAUCUCAGUUUACCUCGGACUUCCUGACUUGGCUAGGUUACAUCAAUUCUCUCAUCAACCCCCUGUUGUACACAAGCUUUAAUGACGAUUUCAAGCUGGCUUUUAAAAAGAUUCUCAAACGAAAAGAGCAUGCAUAG
Scomber japonicus (chub mackerel) is the source of this 1134-nucleotide messenger RNA. RefSeq names its product 5-hydroxytryptamine receptor 1E. The transcript has a single exon. Bases 1 to 1134 code for a protein of 377 amino acids. The record is from RefSeq and is a predicted model, not a curated record. Gene Ontology annotation, biological process: adenylate cyclase-activating adrenergic receptor signaling pathway. Gene Ontology annotation, molecular function: G protein-coupled receptor activity. Gene Ontology annotation, cellular component: membrane. Lineage: Eukaryota; Metazoa; Chordata; Actinopteri; Scombriformes; Scombridae.